UAAGAAAUAAAUAAAAAAAGGGAGCAAAUGUAACUUCCCGGAGUGACCUCAGCGCCGCCAGCCCGGACGAGCCCCUCGCGGAAAUGACCGGCGCGGCCCCGGGACACCGCGCGGAGCGGCCCCGGGGCGGGGUUCGGCGGCGGCCGCAGCCAGCGCUUAUCACCCGCUCCGCGCAUCGCCCGCUCCGCCAGCGCACAUCUCACUGCGCCCCUCUCCGCUCCGCCAGGGCGCAGAUCCCCGCGCCCCUCUCCGCUAGCGCGUAACUCCCCGUGCCCCCCUGCGCUCCCAUAGCAUCUAACUCCCUGCGCCCUUCUCCGCUCCCAUAGCGCGUAACUCCCUGCGCCCUUCUCCGCUCCCAUAGCGCGUAACUCCCUGCGCCCUUCUCCGCUCCCAUAGUGCGUAACUCCCCACGCCCCUCUCCGCUCCGCCAGUGCGCAGAUCCCUGCGCCCCUCUCUGCUCCGCCACCGCGUAACUCCCCGCGCCCCCCUGCGCUCCCAUAGCGUCUAACUCCCUGCGCCCCUCUCCACUCCCCCAGCACGCAACUCCCUGCGCCCUCUCCGCUCCGCCACUGCGCAAAUCCCUGCGCCCCUCUCCGCUCCCCCAGCGCGCAACUCCUUGCGCCCCGCUGCGCACCGCGUUCGGCACUCCGCCCCGCGCAGCCAUGCUGCCGCUGCUGCCGCUGUUGGCGCUGCCGGCGCUGCUGUUGCUGCCGGCGCUGCUCGGGGCUCGGCGGGCAGCUGCCCCCGGUGCGUGGGCGCCGCUGAAGCGCUGGGUGCUGGGCUGCCUCCUGCUCUGCCACGGCGCCUGGCGGCAGCGCGCAGCCAGCGCGGGUCCCGCGGAGCCACGGCGGCCGCGCCCGCUCCGCCCCGACUCCCACGCGCUUGAUUCAGUUUACUUCACUGGCUUUGCAGAGACCAACAAGACCUUUGUGAUUGCUCGUCUUGCCAAACGGCCAAAUGGGGUCUGUGAGAUGUGGCUUUUCCUGAGGGUGGAUGGAAUAGGAGAGUUUGAACACCCACAACAUCCAAACAUGAUGGUGAGUGAUGAAUCUGAAGAGAUUUGGAGUGGAGGAGGGCUCACUAUUGAAUACAUGGAGUCCCAAGCACACUGGAAAAUAAACUUUGAUGGAUUACUCAGAAAAGGACCCUACCGACAGCAGUGGAGUGAAGAGGAAGGUGAACUUGUAGCAGUUAAAUUCUCUUUACACUGGGAAAACUUCACAGAAGUCUUUAACUUCAGUGUCGACAGUCACCCCAGCACAUUCACACGUGCUUUUGCUCAGGAGCCAUGGACCAUCGAGUUCUUCCAAAGGAUCAAACAGCAAAGGGAACAACACUUCCGACACGAGCAAUGGGGCCAGUCUGUUGGAGAAAUUGAAAUAAAAAACCAUGAGAAAACUGAACUUUCCCUCAAAGGCGUUCGGAGCCACUCUUAUGGUAUCCGGAACUGGUCUGAGAUUUACCGUUAUGUCAUGAUUUUGGCACACUUUGAGGAUGGAACUGCGACACAUUUAACAGUUAUUAAUAUGCCAGCUACCACAACUAACCUCACUGUAGGUUAUGUCUUUUUCCCUGAUGGGAAGAAGGCCGGCAUUGAGUGGUCCAACGCCUCGCUGGCUGAGAUGGCUGAUGAUGGUGUUAUCAAGGAUGAAUAUGGAGUCAGUUUCACUGCUGGUGGCAAGUACUUUGAUGUUUCUGCAACGCUGGAUAAGCAGGCUUGCCCGGUGGUGUACAAUGGCCUGACUGGAAGUGGUGUUUUCCAUGAGUGCAUUGCGGAUUUCCAGCUAAAUGGGUUAACACAAGGCUGGGGCUUGGUUGAAUUUUAUUACAGGGAUGAAGCAGCCCAGGUGGUCCCAAAUCUGCAGCUUGGUUCCAAAGCCGAAGGAUCUAACUUUUCCUCCUGAAGCUCUGUGACCGGUGGCUCUCCCUCGUGACCAUUUGCAGGCUUGUCCCAGCAGCGACAGCAAGCAGAAGCUUUCAAAAAAACCCCAAAACCUGUUAUUCCUCGCAAAAUGCAGAGCUUUGAGUGUGGAACUCAUCUCCGCAGGGUGCUGUGGAGGUUGAGGGUGUAAAAAGAUUUGGAGAGAAAUGAGGUAGAUAUAUGUUUAAUUGUGCAGCUCUUGGUGUUUGCUAACCGCAGUGUUCUGGAGACAAUAAAGAAACCCCUGAAGAGCUGAUUGCAGGGGGAGUGCACUGGGAGGGAUCACCCUAUGCUGUCUUUUGGUAUUUUUCCUAAACUCCCAAUUGCUCCCCACAGUGAACACCAGGACGUCGAGCUGUGUGGUUCUCUGACACACUUUAGCAGUUGC
Molecule: messenger RNA, 2309 nt
Organism: Cuculus canorus (common cuckoo)
Lineage: Eukaryota; Metazoa; Chordata; Aves; Cuculiformes; Cuculidae
Exons: 11
Coding region: 663-1904 (413 amino acids)
Source: RefSeq, a predicted model, not a curated record